UGCGUAAAAGACAUUUUGGAAAGACACUUGGAUAUCCAAAAGUAGCUUUUUAAAUGAGCUACGGCACAAACUGAUCACAGCGGGAAACAAUCGUGUCUCAAGAAAACACAACUCAAGAUUGGUGAUCUUUGACUGCUUUUUAACGCCUGAAAGCCAGAAGUUUUCUGCUCGAUGAGGAGAACCUCGCGCGGCCCUGCUUGACCAGCCUCGGACGACCCGGAGUCGCCAAAUCCACAGGUCAAAGACUUAUUUAUCUUUUCAAUAGAUUCUAGCCAUGUGUGCAUUCAGUAGUUGGAGAUAAAGCUGCAAAAGUCUGGUGUGGGUGUUAGGGGGAGAGGGAGAGUGUGCGCGCGCUCUCGCUCGGUAGCCUCACCGGACCAGAGGAGGAGGAAAUCUGGGAGAGAGGGGGAAGAGAAGCGGUGUCUCCGAGGAUGACUUUAGGGACGGAUAUGUCCGACAGCUCUGCAUUGUCCGAAGAUGUGGACAUCGACGUGGUUGGGGGUGACAUAUCCGUUGGAAAGGACGGAAAGUACAUUCACCACGAGUUUAACUUGGACAAUGACUCGGACGAUAAUUACUCCCAGAACGCGGCCGAGAGAGUUUCCUCUCCGGGGCUCAGCAGCUCCGAAUGCCCGUCAGACCAAAUGGGCUCCAGCGCAGAGGUCGGCACCGUGAUCGGCGACAAAUCCAGAAAAAGUGCACUUGUAAAGCCACCGUACUCUUACAUCGCUCUAAUCACUAUGUCCAUUCUGCAGAGCCCAAAGAAGCGGCUCACUCUGAGUGAGAUCUGCGAGUUCAUCAGCAACAGAUUCCCUUAUUACAGGGAGAAAUUCCCCGCAUGGCAAAACUCCAUACGCCACAACCUUUCCUUGAACGACUGCUUCGUGAAAAUCCCACGAGAGCCUGGCAACCCCGGAAAGGGAAACUACUGGACCCUAGACCCGGAUUCCGCAGACAUGUUCGACAACGGGAGCUUCUUGCGCAGGAGGAAGCGCUUCAAGAGGCACCAAACUAACGAGAUCCUCAGGGAGUCUGCUGGCUUUCUACCCGGCUUUGGAUACGGCCCGUACGGAUACAACUAUGGACUUCAGCUGCAGAACUUCCACGCAGCCCACAACCCGUAUCACCCACACCACACAGGUGGCUCAUUUCCAUUCCCAAACGCCCCCUGCACCUUGCCCUCAUCAGCCUCCAUAUUCCCUGCGCCGCAUCCCCUUCCCUCCCUUUUAGGCGCCGAUUUAAGAAAGCCCUUUUACCCUCAACUGAGCCCUUCUCUGCCGCCUCUCAAGACGGACUCCAGCACCCCGAGCAGGCCUUCAUUCUCCAUUGACAAUAUCAUCGGUGCGGCCAACUCCACCGCCUCUUCCUACAGCGCGCAGCCGGGCAGCCAGGCGCAGAUCCUGGCCAUACUGAGCCCAGCUCUGGCCUCUGCUUCCAAUCAUUUGAACCUCUCACAGGACAGCAUAUUACAACCCGGGCCCCAGGGUCAGACUUUUUCCAGCAAAAAUAUGAACACUUGUCCUUUCUAAAAUACACUGUAAAAUCUGAUAAGUUGCUCUUACUUGC
Molecule: messenger RNA, 1566 nt
Organism: Plectropomus leopardus (leopard coralgrouper)
Lineage: Eukaryota; Metazoa; Chordata; Actinopteri; Perciformes; Serranidae
Gene: foxd2
Product: forkhead box D2
Biological process (GO): anatomical structure morphogenesis; regulation of transcription by RNA polymerase II; cell differentiation
Molecular function (GO): RNA polymerase II cis-regulatory region sequence-specific DNA binding; DNA-binding transcription factor activity, RNA polymerase II-specific
Source: RefSeq, a predicted model, not a curated record